CUGAACCUGGAAAAGUGCGAACUGAUCUGGUCUACUGCUCAAGGUUUCCACGCCUGUCCCCCAGGACCCCGAUCGUACUCAUCUGGCGAUUGAGGAAGAAGGACUGCCGCCGCCGCCGCAUAUUCUGUGCCGCUUUUACCAAGUGGAAAAAGGAUACGUGGACCAAUUGAUGUGAUGGACUGGUGCGCCAAUCGCAGCCAGAAAUAAAGGGAAGCCACUUCUCUUCACCUCUUCCCCUCACUCACAGAGACCAGACCUCAGACAUCAUUUAAGACUUUGACACAAUGGAAUCCACAAGCAACACCAGAACAGAGAGAGCUGAAAGCUAUAUAAUCUAUACCAAAACCUUGUUCCAAAACUACUAUAAGCUCAAACAAACAACAAAGAAGCAUAUCGACCUUGUAUACAAGUUGACUAUGGGCCGACAAGCUCCUCCCAAACUGGACUCAUAUCAGGGAAUUUCAAGAGCUCUUCGCUUCCUUGGGGCAGGUAUCGGCCCAACAGAUCCCAAAAACCUUCUCAUAGCAUGGGUUCAUACAAAAAACAAGUCGGUACAUAACUCCGUUCAGGAAUUCGAUCACCGUGGACUAGAACGGCAGGCAGCUAAAACCCUUUGGGGUUUCUAUGAGCUGAAAAUGAUUACAGCAGAGUGGAUGCAGGGAAAAGACGAGGACUACUUGGUACACCUGGGGAAAGCAGCGAUGCAUAUCUUUGCCAGCUAUACUGCUGCAGCGCUACGUCCCAUCCCCAUCAGGGCCUGGAGAAAGUUGGAAAUUAAGGUCGUCAUUAGACGAGCUUGGGACCAAAGCAAGGCCCAGAACGCAUAUGUCCGACUUGUGCACUCGUUACGCCUUCUCGGUGUGACUCAAGAGAAGGGGGAAGAAUUUGACCCGAGCCAACGAGGGCCAAGACAAGGAGGAUGUGAAGGAUCUGGUUCGACAGGACUCUCCAGUACGGCUCAGCAACCCUAAAGUAUCGAAACCUUUCCAAGCUGUCACCAGGGAAAAUGCCAUGAACGUGAACGACGGCGCGGAGGUCAUCAAGGCCAACGAAAUCAUUGCAGAAGAGAUAGUAGUGAUUCCGUUGUAGAAAUUGGACGAUCUAGCAACCACCUUUACCACACACCGCGCGAUUGAGGACUAGGAAUCUGAAUUCCCUUCAUCUAGACAUUUAUCUACCAGUAGACACAAAGCCAGCAAUGUCC
Diaporthe batatas is the source of this 1204-nucleotide messenger RNA. RefSeq lists its product as uncharacterized. Lineage: Eukaryota; Fungi; Ascomycota; Sordariomycetes; Diaporthales; Diaporthaceae. The coding region runs from base 285 to 971 and encodes 228 amino acids. The transcript has 2 exons. The record is from RefSeq and is a predicted model, not a curated record.